Didymodactylos carnosus is the source of this 1113-nucleotide messenger RNA. Lineage: Eukaryota; Metazoa; Rotifera; Eurotatoria; Philodinida; Philodinidae. The record is from the annotation of a GenBank genome assembly.
AUAGUUUAAUUGGAAAAGUGAAACAAGUGUUAUCUGAUCGGAAAAGAAGAAAUCGAAAAUACUGUUUUUUUCUACUGACCGUAUCGUUCAACUUUUUUCUGACUGACAAAAAAUUCUAAAAAAAAUGUGUACACAUACUUUUGUAGAGCUUUGAACGGCGGUUCGAAUGGGAUGUGACAGAAAUUUUUAGGACGAAAACUCUAGGAGGAGAUACAGCUACAAGAUGAUAUAGGAAAAGUUCACUAUGCGAAUCUUAGAUUUAAAAUUUUCAAUGAGUCGGACUUUAGCUCAAAGAUUUUGUAAGGAUUUUCGAAACAGGAGGUCGUUGUUCCUCCAUUAAUGGUGUUCAGUGGUUAGUGGUAGAAUACUACCAGAAGCAGCUCCUUCAUAUCUCUACCGACGGGAGACUGUUGGAAAAAACUGAAUACAUUUCCCCGCCAACAGAUGCCGUCCAAUGGAGCGACGCUGAGCUCGUCAUGAGAACUGAGAAAAGUAUCAACCUGCAUAGACUUCGGUAAACACAUUUAGAAUACAGAAGGCUUUUCUCCACGCUAACGAUUGAAUUCUCGAAGGACAUAAGGAAAACGUAACUGCUACUCUUGACAGUACGCGAGUGAGGAGAUUCACAAGAAAGUGGUGGAUCUUUUGCUUCAGGCCAAUGCAAGAUGCAAAUCGAGUAUUUUUGCGAAAAACGAUUGUUUUCUGUAAGUACUACUUCCCAAUUUUUUAAAACCGUUUCAAUAACAUCCACCAGAAAGGCCAUGUUUGAAACUAUUGGCCUAGCACAAUACAGCAUUCCAUGCGCCCUGAAAAGCUCUACCACAUGUGUUAACUCAACAUUAGUAGGUAUUUAUAACAGAGUCUAGUAGAGAUUCUUUGAAUUUUGUUUAUAUUUCAGAUGAAUUUCAUUCUCAAUUGGCAAAAUCAAAAGGUGGUGUUCUAAUUGGUAGUGAUUUGAAUCGAGUACAGUUUAAUUCUAUGGCAGCAAAACAAGAAGAAAUAAUUCAUCAGAACGAUUUAUUGAGCAAUAAAUUAUCCGACUUCGAUUUAUAUGGAGGAGAAAUUGUAGAUGAAAAUCAAACAAAACAAAAUGAUUAUAGGUUUACUGAUUAG